GGGCGGAGUGCGAGAUACGACCUUAUAUAUGCGCUGUGCGCACAACUUCAGUUUACAAUUGACAAACACAGAGUAGUGACCUAUUACACGGUGGGUUGGAGCAACGGCGUGAACGCUGGCGCCUCACGGCUAGUAACGGGGAGUCAUCUGUUGCACGACCACCUUGAGGUGAUCAGAUCAGAGGUGAUCAGUAUUUGAUUGAAAGGAGCUGUUGAACUGUGAUUAAGGCACCAAACUGCACAUCAUUAUCUGACCAUUUGAAAACAUGGUGCAAAACAAAAUCACGGAGGUCACAGGAUUCCAUCGCUCCUUCAAGGGGCAAAAUCCUUUCAAGACUGAUGAAUUCAUAGAUUCGGAACCCCAUCUUGAAUCGUCCUUCAAGUUAGACCGCUCGCCAAGGCCUGCCAUGCCAUCCAGCCAGCCCAUCGAUAUCCCUGAUGCCAAGAAGAGAAAUAAGAAGAAAAAAAGAUGCAGAGCCACAGACAGUUUCUCCGGACGUUUUGAAGAUGUUUACAAACUACAAAAUGAGAUUCUUGGAGAAGGUGCAUAUGCUGUUGUUCAGACCUGCAUCAAUCUGAUCACCAAUAAAGAAUAUGCAGUAAAGAUAAUUGAGAAGAGGCCAGGCCACAGUCGGAGCCGUGUUUUCAGGGAGGUAGAAAUGCUCUACCAGUGCCAAGGCCACAGAAACAUUUUGGAACUUGUGGAAUACUUUGAGGAAGAGGACAAAUUUUAUUUAGUCUUUGAGAAACUGAGAGGCGGUUCUAUCUUGACUCACAUACACAGAAGACAACAUUUCAAUGAACAGGAAGCCAGCAUAGUGGUGCAGGACAUCGCCAGUGCUCUGGACUUCCUACACAACAAAGGGAUGGCACAUCGAGACCUAAAGCCAGAGAACAUCCUCUGUGAACAUAGUGACAGGAUCUCUCCAGUAAAAAUCUGCGAUUUUGAUUUGGGUAGCGGGAUCAAACUAAAUAGUGACAGCUCUCCCAUCUCCACCCCUGAGCUCUUGACUCCGUGUGGCUCAGCUGAAUACAUGGCACCUGAAGUGGUGGAGGCUUUUAAUGAAGAAGCUAGCAUUUACGACAAACGCUGUGACCUGUGGAGCCUUGGCGUCAUCCUGUACAUCAUGCUGAGUGGGUACCCGCCCUUUGUGGGUCGCUGUGGAACAGACUGUGGUUGGGACUGGGGAGAACCAUGCCAAGCCUGUCAGAGCAUGCUGUUUGACAGUAUUCAGGAAGGCAAAUACGAGUUUCCUGAGAAGGACUGGGCACACAUCUCUCCUGCAGCCAAAGACCUCAUCACCAAACUGUUGGUGCGGGACGCCAAAGACCGCCUCAGUGCCGCCCAAGUUCUGCAGCACCCUUGGGUCAAGGGGUGUGCACCCAAUGCUGUUUCUGCAUCCAUAUUACAUCAGAGGGGUGGUAGCGCUCAGGACCUGACGUUCUUUGCGGGGCAGGCCGUAGCCAUGAACCGGCAGCUGUCUGAGAGAGAAGAGAGCGAGGAACAGCAGCAGCAACUAGAAAAGGAGCUCUCCUCCCCACUACUCCUCUCCUCCAGCUGUGGCUCCAUGCUGCUGUCUCCUUCCUCCAGGUCCAAGCUGGCCUGCCGCAGGAAGACCGCAAGCAGCCAACACCGAGGGCCGGUGUGCGCUGCUGAACUACGCCAGCUCCUUGCCCCACUUGUGAUUGUGGGCGACUGUGCCUGAUCUCUACCACGUCCUUCAGCCUCCGCUCUCCCCUGAUGACCUCUAUUGGAGUCUUCAACUGGGCAUUGUUUUGACCUCUGACCUCUCUGCCUGCUUACUUUGUGGGCGCUAAGCUCCUGUGAGAAGGACUUUCAUGUUUGUAGCACUUAAAGCACCUCAAAGGCCCCGCAAACAUAGUUUUGAUUGGGUAAAAAGCUUGUUGUGGCUGAAAAAUAGACUUGUUGACGUCCGAGCGUCCUGGGAAUCUGUCAAUAUAACAAUGUUUACGCAAAACCAAAGGAACUAAAGGAUUGAGUUUAUUCGUCUAAAGCUGGACCCCACGUAAGCCAUUUAAUUUCUAAGCAUCAGGAAAACUCUUGUUUGCCUUUUGAGCUCGCAUGGGACCCCCAGCAGCAGAAUCAUUUGUACUUAUGCAAUCUUUCAGACUUAUUUCUCCUUCAGUCACUCACAAAAUGAUAUUAAUGGCAGAUUGAGAAUAUGUAACUGUUGCUGGGACUUAAGUGGCAAAUGAUUUAUAUUUCAAGUUAUCCAGGGUAGAAAUUGCAGCCAUGUUGUGUGGGGUUUCUCUAGUCUGAAUUUAUUCAUCAAAGACCUUAUUUACCAAUUUCACUCCAUUGUGUUAACACUUAUCUCAGCAGAAACCUCAGGAUCUUUUUGUGAAUGAGAAACCAAAGCAGAUUUUAAAGCAGAAAGACUCAUUUGGUCAUUGUUUUACAUAUCCGCUUGUCCUCGCACUGGAAAGUUUAGCCUUUUUCAGGGAGACGGAGCAAUGCAGCACAAGUUUUGUACUUGGCCUCUCAGGAAAACGGGAAUUGGUUGCAUAAUCAGAUUUCCUCUCCUUUUCAUUUCCUCAUGUUUCCUCCCCUUUUGACCUGAAAUGCCAUGCGGUGCCAUGGGGGUUUUCAUAAACUGCCAUUUCAGGUGCAUUUCUGCAGCGAAUUCUGAAAGUCUCUACCAUUUUCACGCCCAACUCCAUUUUCACCAUUCAUUCAGUUAGUCAUUGAACGUUUCGUGAACACACGGGCUCUGUCAAUGACUCUAUUCACUGUAUGAAUAAAGGUGAUUAUUCCAUGAAAAGACCUUAAGUCCUCUGUUAGCCUCCAUUUUGUACUUUCAGAUAGAUAUCUGAGGAGAAGGUGAAGCUAGGAUACUCAAGAAACCUCCAGACAUACCAAUGUGCCAAGCUGCUAUAUUAUUUUGUCCCCCCGCCCUCUUUUCUUUUAAUUUAUUUCUUUUGUGUUCGAAAGGGAGAUUUUCAUCUUCCUUUUUUAGUGUUUGUUUUUAAAAAUUUAAGGAUGUUAAACUUGUCUGAGAGACUGCGAGGAUUCCCCCCUUUUUUUUCUUUGUUUUUUUUUUUUUUUUUUUUUUUUUUGGUAAGGGGGGGUCCUCUGUGACACAUAGCUGAUACAUAGACCGACAGCUCAUUGUUACUGUUGUUCUGCAAUUUCUUUUUCCAAGAUAAAUGUAGACACUUUAACGUUUCCUCAAAGUUUUUCUCGUACAGUGUCACCAGCAAAUAUGCAGAUCAACCAGGCACAAAACCAAGUGCUCCUACUCGCUCUGAGUGAAGCAAAGCCUGUCAUUAUUGUGUUUUUGUUUUUGUUUUUUUCCCUUUGGUCUCUUGUAAGAGUUUUGUUUUAAAUGCAUAUACAGUUGAUUCCUCUUUUUCUGAUGGAAACCACCUUGGAAUAUGCUGAGUUUUGUCUUUCUUUCUGAGAAAGGCCUCAUUGUUUUUGUUUUUAUUUUUUCUUGCCAUUGCAUUUUCAUUUUUGAACCCCCUCACACAUGAAAAUUACUAGUCUACACUUAUUUUAGGGACCAGCGGUGUAGCUUUCAUGUUCAUCUUGUAUUUUCAUGUGGAUGUACUGUUUUUGUUUCUCAAUCUGACCCAGGGGGGCCAAAAUAAAGAACAUGGAAAAUUGUUCAA
This is a messenger RNA of Labeo rohita (rohu), 3632 nucleotides long. It is a transcript of the gene mknk2a, whose product is annotated as MAPK interacting serine/threonine kinase 2a. Gene Ontology annotation, cellular component: cytoplasm; nucleus. The transcript has 14 exons. Gene Ontology annotation, biological process: intracellular signal transduction; peptidyl-serine phosphorylation; protein autophosphorylation. Bases 266 to 1705 code for a protein of 479 amino acids. The record is from RefSeq and is a predicted model, not a curated record. NCBI's taxonomy places the organism in Eukaryota, Metazoa, Chordata, Actinopteri, Cypriniformes, Cyprinidae. Gene Ontology annotation, molecular function: calcium-dependent protein serine/threonine kinase activity; calcium/calmodulin-dependent protein kinase activity; calmodulin binding.